UUAAUNAUGCAUAGACGUAAGUGGUUCUAUAAGUAUCAAUGGAUAACCACGAGAUGUUCGGGAAUUCAGGAAGAUGUCGUGUUACGUCAUGCAAGAAAAUGUUGUGCAGCCGAACCUCACGGUCAUUGAAGCAAUGACAUUCGCCGCCGACCUGAAGCUUGACAAAAGAAAAUUCCGAUUUGAGAAAUGCGUUAUCACAGACGAGAUCCUGAAUACUCUCAGAUUGUCUGCUUCACGAAACACAACCUCGGAGAAACUGUCCGGUGGCGAAAAGAAAAUGCUGAUGAUCGCUCUCGAGCUAGUGAAAAAUCCACCAAUUAUCAUUCUUGACGAACCGAACAG
Molecule: messenger RNA, 342 nt
Organism: Dinoponera quadriceps
Lineage: Eukaryota; Metazoa; Arthropoda; Insecta; Hymenoptera; Formicidae
Product: ATP-binding cassette sub-family G member 4-like
Exons: 2
Cellular component (GO): plasma membrane
Molecular function (GO): ATP binding; ATP hydrolysis activity
Source: RefSeq, a predicted model, not a curated record